Molecule: messenger RNA, 1145 nt
Organism: Pneumocystis murina B123
Lineage: Eukaryota; Fungi; Ascomycota; Pneumocystomycetes; Pneumocystales; Pneumocystaceae
Exons: 6
Coding region: 9-1109 (366 amino acids)
Biological process (GO): RNA (guanine-N7)-methylation
Cellular component (GO): cytosol; nucleus; tRNA methyltransferase complex
Molecular function (GO): protein binding; tRNA (guanine(46)-N7)-methyltransferase activity
Source: RefSeq, a predicted model, not a curated record
CAAAAUCAAUGAGGCAUCCUAUUCAACUUAUACUGGCAAAUACAAAGAAAGAAGAGAUAUAUAUAGGUGUUGGAAAGAAUGUCUAUAUAUUAGAUUCGAAAACAGGGAAAAAUUUGGCAAACUGGACGCUUCCAGAGGCAAAUAAUGUGCAAUUAAAAGAAACACCUAUAAAUCAAAUACAAUGUAUGAAUCUUAGUGCAGAGAAGGAUCUUCUUUUUAUAUCUAGCAAUGAUAAAUUGCUAAGAAUAUUCGAUAUUUCAGAAGGAUUAAAGAUUCAGAAUGAAAUACGUUGUAAUAAACGUCCUUGCGUAAUAACAGUAGUCGAAAAAUUAUCUAAAGUUUUUGUUGGAGAUAAAUUUGGUGAUGUUUAUUCAUUUUUAUUAAAUGAAAAUUCAACAGUAGAAACAAAUACAGGACCCAUUCCACCAAAUCUUGUAUUAGGACAUGUUUCUAUGAUUACAGAUAUGAUAGUAACAAAAGAUUCUAAUUAUUUAAUUACAUCAGAUCGAGAUGAACAUAUUAAAAUAAGUUGUCUACCAAAAUGUGUUGUUAUCAAAGGGUAUUGUUUGGGUCAUCAAGAAUUUGUUUCAAAACUAUCUAUAUUAUCGUGGAACCCAGAUAUUUUAAUAUCAGGAGGAGGUGAUCCAUACUUAUUUGUCUGGAACUGGAGAAAUCAAGAAUUGCUAUCAAAAAUAGAUCUAAUAAAACUUUUGUAUAAGAAAGAUCAAAAGAAAUAUGUUUUAGAUAAUGAAAAAAUUGCAAUAAUUGGUAUUCAACAAAUAUCUACAAGAAAAGAAAUAGCAAUUAUUAUUCAGAAAAUACAAUUAUUAUUUAUAUUUGGAGAUUUGGCAUCAGAAAAACCAAUCUUAAAAAUAAUAGAACCGCUUCCUGGAGACCCUUUAAGUAUUACUUUGGAUAAAAAUGAUGUAUUGUGGAUAUCUUUGGACAAUUCUACUGAUUAUAACAUUCCUUUUAUAUAUUUAUAUCCAAAAAAUGAAGAUUUCAAAAAAAUAGUACAAGAAAUUGAUAAAACUAUAAGUAUAGAAGUCGACUAUAAAUUUUCUCCACUUUAUGAUUUUCUACAAAUUAGAAAAUCUAGAAAAAACUAAUUAAAAAAGAUAUUCCAAAUUAUUUUAUCCAUUACA